AGGAUUGCAUAGUGGUGCAUGGUCGGGUGAAAACUCUGGUACCAGCUUUAAUUAAUUUACCUCGUUAACCAUCGUGUGUCUCCGGAGUAUAAUUUGCAAUUCUAAGUGCAAACGAUGUUGACAUAUUUCCGUUGUGCGUUGCAUGUGUUAUGUCAGUGACCUUUCUCGUGAUCACCAGCAAUUUGCGGCCUGAUUUUUGAAGCCACGAGAACGAGUUUGAACUGGUCGUGUGAUAAGCCGAGUUCAUUUGCCUACAACGUCGGUGUGGUUAUAGUUGAUUAUGGCAACGGAAAAGACGCCACUGUUGGCAUCUUCCAAUCAUGAACUUUCAGGCUCGGAAAUUGGAUUUGAACCUUCAAACGAGAAAGAAGAGGAUAUUAAUUUGGUGCCAUUCAAAAGACUGUUUCGAUUUCACGACAACAUUGAUGUAUUGCUGAUGAUUUUGGGAACAAUUGGUUCUAUAUGCUAUGGAAUUCUUUCUCCAGGCCAAUUUCUUCUUAUGAAUACGGUCACCGACGACUUUGUUGAUUUUGUGCAGUGUGUAAGAAGCAAUUGUUCGGACCCGGUAGAUCUGGAGGACACCAUGACAGAUGUAGCUCUUUGGUAUAUCGGUUUUGCGUUUGCAAACCUUCUUUUUGCCUGGGUAGGGCUGGGCCUUUGGGGUCUGUCUGCUGAGAGGCAGGUUCACAAAAUGAGGCUAGUUAUGUUUAGAAAUAUCAUACACCAGGAGGUCGGUUGGUUUGACACUCAUCCAAGUGGCGAGCUGGGAACAAGACUUACAGAAGAUUUGAACAAACUUGCGGAUGGUAUUGGCUCAAAAUUUGGUCGACUGAUCUAUAGUCUUUCAGCGUUCUUUGCUGGAUAUGCGCUGGGAUUUUACUAUUUAUGGAAGAUGACGUUGGUCAUGCUGGCUGCGUUACCAAUCGUAGCGGUCAGUGGAGGAAUACUUGCAAAGAUAAUCGGAGGUUUCACGGCAAAAGAACUUGCUGCUUAUGCGAAAGCCGGAAAUGUUGCGGAACAAAGUUUUUCCUCGAUCAGAACUGUCGCUGCGUUCGGAGGAGAAGCUCAACAAACGAAAAAGUACGAUGUUCAUCUGAAUAGCUGUCGCAAGUUUGGUGUGCAGAAAGGCUUUGGAGUUGGCGCUGGAUUAUGUGUAUUCCAAGUUGUCACCCUCGCGAAUUAUGCCUUGUCUUUGUGGUAUGGCAUCAAGUUAAUCAGAGAAGGCGAUGCAGAUCCAGGCGAUGUUUCUAGUGUGUUUUUUAUGGUCAUGCUGGGCUCGGUAACGUUAGGUCAAGCAGCCCCUUGCAUGGAAGCUUUGGCAUCGGCUCGUGGGGUGGCGUAUGUUAUCUUUAACAUCAUUGAUAGGGAAUCCUCAAUUGAUGCUUCGUCAGCUUCUGGUUCAAGACCCGAUGUCAAAGGUGAUGUGGAAUUUCGAGACAUCGAUUUCCUUUAUCCAUCAAGACCGACGGUGCAGAUUUUAAAAGAUUUUAGUCUCAAAGUUCCUCGCGGCAAACGUGUCGCCCUUGUUGGUGAAAGCGGUUGUGGAAAGAGCACAGUCGUUAAACUUCUCUCAAGAUUUUAUGAUCCACAGCAAGGAUCGGUCCUCCUUGAUGGCACGAACAUAAAGGACAUAAAUGUCAGCCAUCUUCGAAGUCAUAUUGGUAUUGUGAGCCAGGAACCAGUUCUAUUUUCAACCACCAUUGCAGAGAACAUUGCAUUCGGUCGUGAAGGAGUCACACAAAACGAAAUUGAAGAAGCUGCCAAAGCCGCAAACGCUCACAACUUCAUUUCACAAUUUCCAAAGGGUUAUGACACGUUGUGUGGUGAACGUGGAACACAAAUGAGCGGAGGUCAAAAGCAAAGAAUAGCCAUAGCAAGAGCUUUGGUAAGAAAUCCCAAGAUCUUAUUGCUGGAUGAAGCCACGUCUGCCUUGGAUUCCGAGAGUGAAGCUGUUGUACAGGAAGCUCUGGAUAGAGCUGGGGAAGGUAGAACGACCAUUGUCAUAGCUCAUCGCUUAUCAACAAUCAAAAACGCGGACAUUAUAGUUGCUGUUAAAGAAGGUCACGUGGCCGAAACUGGGACUCAUGACGAGUUGAUGGCGAUACCCAAUGGAAUUUAUAAAACACUUGUGAGAUUACAGAAAGCCGUAGAUGAAAAUGUCCGUGAUGAAGGCGAAGAAGAUGAUGAAGACGCUGAAGUUGAACCUUUCCAACUCGAGGAAGGGGAUAGCGCGUUCAAACUUGGUUCAUUCACUACCAGUGGUAGCGUUUCUGGUUACACUAAAACUAUCAUGACGGAAGCCGAAGCUGAACCUGUGAAGCCAAUGUCGUUUUUCAAAAUUUUGACUUACAACUCGCCAGAGGUCUGGUACAUUGUCAUUGGUUGCAUUGGUAGUGCCCUGUAUGGAACUUGUCCUUUUGUCUACGGUGUUUCCAUGGGAGGAAUCUUUGAGACAUUUUCUUACGACCCAAAUAUUCCAAGCGAAGACGAGGAGAUGAAAGAUGAUUCAAGAAAAUGGGCCUUGGUUUUCUUUACAUUAGGAGUGUACAGUGGUUUAGGUAUAUUUUUCCAGAACUGGAUGUUUGCAAAGUCGGGCGAAAGUCUUACACAGCGAUUGCGAAAAUGGUCAUUUUUAGCUGUUCUUCGUCAGGAAAUUGCCUACUUUGACAAACCAAGGAACAGCACAGGAGCUUUGUGUAGCCGGUUAUCCACGGAAGUAUCUGCAGUUCAAGGGGCAACUGGUUCUCAGCUGGGUUUCGUUGCUUCCACGUUGGUAUCUGUUAUCGGAGGUCUGACUGUUGCAUUCUUGAACAGCUGGAAACUAAGUUUGGUGAUGACAUCAUUUGCUCCUCUUAUGGUCAUAUCCGGCUUGUUCUUCAUGACUCACAUGGGCUCCAGCACCCGGGGAAACUUAGAAGAAGACGCGGCCAAGGUGGCAGAAGAGACAUUGGCCAAUAUUCAAACAGUCGUAUCGCUGGGUCGAGAAGAUGAAUUCUUUGAACGCUAUCGUACAGCAAUGGCGGAACCUUACAGGAAGGCAAAAAAGAAUGUACAUUAUGCUGGCUUGGCAACUGGUUCUACAUUGUGUAUUAUAAAUCUGACCUUUUCAGCCACAUUUCGCUAUGGAGCUAAAUUAGUGGUCGAUGGUGAUGUCACUUUGAAAGAAAUGAUGACUACGGUGUUCACAUAUCUGUCUGUUGGGGUGAUUGUUGGUCAAACCAGUUCCAUGACACCUGAUUAUUCCAAAGCAAAAUUUGCUGCCCAGAAAGUUUUUUCAUUCAUUGGUUCGGUUCCCUCAAUUGACAAUCAGUCAGACGAAGGUUUGAAGCCUGAGAAAUGCAAAGGUGAAGUCCGGUUGAAUCACGUCGGUUUCAGGUAUCCAAGUCGACGCAGGGUCAAGGUGUUGCGUAAUCUUAAUAUCACCGUGAAGCCUGGUCAGACUGUGGCGUUGGUUGGUACUAGUGGAUCUGGAAAAAGCACCACUGUCUCGUUGGUCGAACGUUUCUAUGACGUUAGCGCAGGAGGUGUGACAAUCGAUGGAAAUGAUGUUAAAGAACUGAACAUCAAGUGGUUACGAAGGCAGAUUGGUAUUGUGUCCCAAGAACCAGUUUUAUUUGACAUGACAAUCAGAGAAAAUAUUGCUUACGGUGAUACCACGAGGGAAGUCAGUAUUAAAGAAAUCGAACAGGCUGCAAGAUCAUCAAAUAUUCAUCAGUUUAUUCAAAGCUUGCCAGAGGGUUAUAACACGAUCGUUGGCGAUAAAGGAACUCUGAUAUCAGGGGGACAGAAACAAAGAAUCGCCAUUGCCCGAGCUUUGAUUCGUGAUCCUAAAAUACUUCUGCUGGACGAAGCCACCUCGGCCUUGGACACUGAGAGUGAAAAGGUUGUGCAGCAGGCUCUGGAUAAUGCCAGCAUUGGGCGAACAACAUUGGUGAUCGCUCAUCGUUUGUCUACUAUUCAACAUGCAGACAGCAUCAUCGUAAUCAGACGUGGUCGGGCUGUGGAACGAGGAACUCACGAUCAACUUAUAGCUAUGAAAGGAAUUUAUUAUGCUUUACAUAAAGUACAAUCUAUGUCCCGGAAAUAGGUUCUUCAAGUAAAAGUGCGUCACGAGAAAUCGCUCCGUUCUUGAUGGGAAGCUUUUUUAUCGUAUAUAUGUAAUAAUUUUCACCUGUUUGCCCUCUCCAAUCUGCGUGAACACUUUUUAAAAUCGAGUCAGCUUUCCACCAUGUUUUGUAAACGCUAAUAUGACAUUAUUCAUCUCGUUCACGACUCCGUCCUCUUGAAGAGGCGGCCUGCAAUCAUAUCUAAAUUCUAGUAUUUUAAAAUUUAAAUACAUUGUUAUGCUAUUGCGCUGGUAAAAAAACCUGACAAGAUGGCAAGCGGAGAUUAUGUCUUUAUUCAGUU
Messenger RNA from Dendronephthya gigantea, 4407 nucleotides. Its product is annotated as multidrug resistance protein 1-like. Lineage: Eukaryota; Metazoa; Cnidaria; Anthozoa; Malacalcyonacea; Nephtheidae. The record is from RefSeq and is a predicted model, not a curated record. Gene Ontology annotation, molecular function: ABC-type transporter activity; ATP hydrolysis activity; ATP binding. Gene Ontology annotation, biological process: transmembrane transport. Gene Ontology annotation, cellular component: membrane. The transcript has 28 exons. The coding region runs from base 281 to 4087 and encodes 1268 amino acids.